ACUAACACAUACAUAAUUUAAGAGCGUAUACUAUACUAAGAGUCUAGCAAGUCUAGCUUGAAGUUAGUUCCUAUAACGUUUUAAACAAGGAUUGUUUAAUAUGUGUAUAAUACGUAUUUAACAAGCUAAUAAGUAAAUAAUGUUUUCAAACGUUGAUCACCAUUCAAUGAUUGUGAGGCUCAACAAGGGAUAACAAUUCUACUUAGUUUUCAAGUAACCUCGAAUAUUCGAAACACAUGUUUAUUAUUUUUAAAUACGUGUAAAUAAACUAAACUAAGAUGAUGCUGUCUAGGAGGUAUAAUGUAUUGUUUAGAACAAGAAUGGCUUGCACGGCUAUUCUUACGAACGAUUUGAUGUUUCGUACAUCUAACCUGCAUAAAAACUGUGUUGCUCAUUCUUAUUGUAUAGCAAAUCCAUAUGUAAAUAAAUUUAAUGUAAAUACUAGAAGCCUGAGUAGCACCGUCGAUGGAAAUAUUGUUGAAGAUCAUAAAACGAAGAUAUUGACAGUGAACGCAAGUGUUGACAGCAAUGAUGUAUCAUUAAAUUUAGUGAUAUCUAUCAUUGAUGAUUUCGAAAAGAACGAUAGCAGUAUAACAGAAAUAUCAAGUCUGAUGCUCUUGUAUUCAUGUGGAAGCAUGCUAAAAAAUGAGCCACUAAACAUACGCCAGGAAUUGGUAAAUCGUGUUUGGAAUCUUUUGAAGAGAGCGAAAUGCCAGCUAACGAUAAAUCAUUAUCACGCUUUGUUACAAUCCUACAUUGAUAAUGAUCAGAUGAUUGACCAGAAUCAAUUUUUGGAGGACAUGACCGUCAAACCAGAAUGUGAUACGUAUUCUUUAUUAUUGAGAGUACCGAGCACAGACAAUUCUGGAUUCGCUGAUUCUAUUCUAUCAAAGUUAGAACAGAACAGUCUGCCCAUUGAUCAAAAAAUUUGCAAUGCAUUGAUGCAUGCCUAUGCUAUGAGUGGAAACGUGGAAAAAAUUAUUAGAAUCGCACAGUUAAUGGAAGAAAAAAAUGUCGAAGGGUUGCCUUCACUUGAAACUAAUUUAAUGUAUGCUUAUGCAAGAAAUGGUGAUAUUGGAGCCUUAACUGAUGCUUUAAAGAACACUGUGCUGCCUGUACCUCAUAUUAUGAAUCUUGUUAAGCAUCUCAGUUUAUCAAAAAAUGGAAUGCAUAUACCAACUGUUUUAAAUCAUAUCCAGUCUGUAACUGUUAAAAGAGAAGAUUUCAUUAACACCGUCCUCCAGCUUAUACAUGCAGAUCAUGUUUUGGAUGCGUAUGAAAUAGUUACUCGUGUUCCUCUAGAUGAAAAACUUGAAGACGCAAGGAAAGCGUUGCUGUCACAAUUUUUAGAGACAAUUAUUAAAGCCAACAAGAAUCGAAACACGGUCAAAAAAAUUGUCAACAGUAUAAAAGAAAAUUAUUCAUAUCCAAACAUUUGGAACAAAGUGAUUGAAUUGGCUGUGGAACAAAACGGCGAGGAACUGGCUUUUAAAAUACUCGAUGAAAUGAAGGCAAUGGGAGUCACUCUUAAAGCGGAAUAUUUUCAUCCUCUAUUUUUAUACAUUCAAAAACAAAAUUUUAAACGUGACAUAUAUCCUGUGUUAAAAUGGAUGCAUACAUUAGAUGUUGAAAUUGAUACUGAGACACUUGUAAAUUACGUAUUUCCAUGUAUCGACCUUAGAAAUGCUUGUACUGAAGCUAGAAGAUUGUGUAAUCACGGUGUUAAAUCGGGUAAUUUAAUAGAACCACUUGCAAAGUAUUUAAUAGAUUCAGGUAAAUUGGCAGAUAGCAUGCAUCUAUGUACAGUGUUCAGAAAGAAAAUAGACUGUCAGCCUAUAUUACAGUCAUUGUAUGAAUAUUAUAGAGAGACGAGUAAUAUUGAUAUCUGUAUAAAUUUCUUAUUUCAUAUAACUUACAACGGUUAUGGUUUCACUGCAAUGUUUAUAAACAAAUUCUUAAAGGACUCCAAUAAACCAGAGAUCAUUGAUGAUUUAUACAAAUUUUUAAUCGCAUCGAAACAUUAUAAAGCAAUAAUAUCUAUCGUCGAUGCAAAGUACAUAGAACGCGAAAUUUUAAAUCUCGAUCUUACCAAGGAUUUUAAAAAACAAUUGUUACUCUUAAUCUCUAACAUCAAGCAAGAUGUAACGGAUAAUUGCAAUACUAAAGCAUACAUUCAUCCGCAGUAUAUGAAUCUGGAUCAGUUACGCGCGCACUUCGAUGAACUUAAGGCGAAAUCUAAAAAUCAUCGAGGUACCUUACGAAGAUUGUUCAUGGCAGCUUGUCAUCAUAAUCAAGUCGAAUUAGUAAAUCAACUUACGCAAGAGAUGAACACAUGUAAGUUCGAUUGGACGGCGGGUAUGAGAUUGAAUCUGUUUGAUCAUUACGUGAAGAAUGGAAAGAUCGAGGAAGCUUUAUCCGAGCUGACUGAAAUCCAAUCUAAAUUUAAAGAUUGUACAAUUGAUAACUUCAAAGUUCUACGUUGCGCGAUAUUAUUAGUGAAAUUAGGUAGAAUAGACGACGCUCUUGAUAUAAUAAAUAAGUGUACUUCGGUAAAUCAUAAACCGGACGCACAUACACAGAUUGAUGAUUUACUGUUCCUGAUGAUACAAAACAAUUCUGAUCACACGUCUGCAAUGGCUACUAGUCUCGUUAACAGAGGAUAUUAUACCGAUACGCUGUAUGUGUUCAGGUAUUUAAUUAUGACUCAGUUAUUAAGAGGUAAUAUAGAACUUGCAAUAGCAUUAUUCACAAGCUGCGUUAAGGAUUUUAAUAAAACGCCAGCAAAGCAAGAAGUUUUAGUAGAAUUAAUGAAAUUAAGUUCAAACCCGUCUAUGAAAUCUGACUGUGAUUGCCUAGUGGAGAAAGUCUACGAACUCAUAAAGAAAGUUCAUGGAAAAAGAAUAGCUGAUGUAAAUCUUUUGAUAGCAUUUGCUCUGUGUGAUAAAGUGCUAGAAGUAAAAGAUUUAUUAAAGACGUCUGUUAUACAAGAUUUUCUUAUAUCACGACAAUUUGCGUAUUUAACAAACGAUGAUGUUAUGAAAAGUACAUUAGUAAUUUUAAAAGUACUUGACAAUAAAUCACAAAUAUCUCCGGAAUUUUUAUGUAAUACAGUUUUAUGUAUAUGUGAAAAUCGAGGUGAUUAUGAGCAUGCUAUGGAAUUAGAGAAACAAAUGAAGGAAAAGAAUAUAAAAAUCGAUAAGUCUUUACAAAAGAAUUCUACUAAAAUUCUAAAAUCUAAUAAAUACCCUGUUCCACCAGUGAUAGUUGACAAAAUAGAAGGAAACGAAAUUGUGCAAAAAACUAAUUAAUAAACGGUCUUUAAAUUUUCUUUUAA
Molecule: messenger RNA, 3334 nt
Organism: Ceratina calcarata
Lineage: Eukaryota; Metazoa; Arthropoda; Insecta; Hymenoptera; Apidae
Product: leucine-rich PPR motif-containing protein, mitochondrial
Exons: 3
Coding region: 279-3308 (1009 amino acids)
Biological process (GO): regulation of mitochondrial translation
Cellular component (GO): mitochondrion; nucleus
Molecular function (GO): protein binding; mRNA 3'-UTR binding
Source: RefSeq, a predicted model, not a curated record